Messenger RNA from Phasianus colchicus (ring-necked pheasant), 1292 nucleotides. Lineage: Eukaryota; Metazoa; Chordata; Aves; Galliformes; Phasianidae. The record is from RefSeq and is a predicted model, not a curated record.
AUGGCCCAGGAUGCACUGAAAUGGCAUUUCCCCUCUGUAUCUGCUGUGCAAGAUUGGCUGAGUAGCAACACUUGGCUCCACAACCGCCUCUCUGACCAUCGUGCUUUCUUUGUUUUCUCUUUUUUGUUGCUGUCUCCUGCAGGCAAGGCCUAUGCCCCGGAGUUCUACUAUGACACUUACAACCCACUGUGGCAGAACCGGCCCCGUGUGUACUCCUACAGCCUGCAAUGGACCCAGAUGAACCCCAACGCCGUGGACCGCAUCCUCGCCUACCGCCUGGGGAUUAGGCAGGCUGGACAGCAGCGUUGGUGGGAACAAGAAAUUACAGUGAAUGGAAAUAUUCAAAAGGGAGAAUUAAUUACCUACAAUCUAACUGAGCUGAUCAAGCCAGAGGCGUACGAAGUCCGUCUGACACCCAUCACCAGAUUUGGAGAAGGGGACUCCACUAUUCGGGUCAUUAAGUAUAGUGCUCCAGUAAAUCCACACCUACGAGAGUUCCACUGUGGGUUUGAGGAUGGUAACAUUUGCCUUUUCACUCAAGACGAUACGGACAACUUUGACUGGACAAAGCAAAGCACUGCCACUAGAGACACAAAAUACACUCCCAACACAGGGCCGAACGCAGACCGGACUGGCUCCAAGGAAGGUUUCUACAUGUACAUUGAGACGUCACGCCCCAGGCUGGAAGGGGAGAAGGCCCGGCUCGUCAGUCCUGUUUUCAGCGUUGCUCCAAAAAAUCCCUAUGGAGCUACGAACACAGCCUACUGUUUUAGCUUCUACUAUCACAUGUAUGGACAGCACAUAGGAAGCUUGAAUGUUUACCUGCGACUGAAAGGCCAGACCGCGAUAGAGAACCCCUUGUGGUCUUCAAGUGGAAAUAAGGGCCAGCACUGGAACCAAGCCCGUGUCAAUAUCAACCCCCCGACUUCAUUCCAGCUUAUAUUUGAAGGGAUCCGGGGCCCAGGCAUUGAAGGAGACAUUGCUAUUGAUGAUGUAUCAAUUGUGGAAGGAGAGUGUAUGAAAUCUGACCAGCCGGCCAACAAUUUACGAUCAGGUGCUGUUGGGACAUUAGCGCAUAUACGACUUAUCCCAGUUACCAUCCUCAUGUUUGUCUUAAGUCAUCAGAGGUGACCUUAUCCUGGCAGAGGCUACAAAAGAUUCACCAGGCACUGGCAUGAAGAAAGAGUCUUUGUAAAAUGGACAUUUAAAAACAAACUACCAAAGAUUCCUCCACUGACUGACUCAAAAGUUAAAUAAAUACGUAAAUAAAUUAAAAAAAAAAAAAAAAAAAA